AUGAACGCGAGUACAUUCCCUUCAUUUAUUACCGAACCCCACCACCACCUCCACCAGCAGCAGCAGCGCGCCGCCGCCCCGGGCUCGCCGUCCGCUUCGUACUGCCCUCUGCUCCCUCAGAUCCAGCACCUGCACUCGCCGCUAACCAAGACGCUGGCACGCCCCGGCGGGGAGCCCGCCAAGCUGCAGCUGCCCAUGGCGCACGCUAACGCUAUGGCGGGCGGCCGCUUCGACUGCUCCACGUCGAGCGACGACGAUGAGAACAUGGACCGCAGCAACACCGCGCACCUCGGUUCCGUGGCCUCACCGCUCCGCAGCUCGGACGGCGGGGACGGCGAAGCGCCCGACUGCUACCGCACCAUCCGCGGCCCGGAAGGCACGUUCUGCAAGUACCACAAGCAGAGCCGCUUCUGUCGCGCCGAGGGCUGCGCCAAGAGUGCCAAGACCGGAGGCUUCUGCAUCUCGCACGGCGGCGGCAAGCGCUGCGCGCACCCGGACUGCACCAAGUCGGCCAAGCAGGGCGGUCUCUGCAUCUCUCACGGCGGCGGCAAGCGAUGCAGCGAGGCCGGCUGCACCAAGUCGGCACUUGUCGGCGGCUUCUGCUCGGCCCACGGUGGCGGCCGCAAGUGCAAGAUGCCCGAGUGCACCAAGACGGCGCUCCUGGGAGGACUGUGCAUCGCGCACGGCGGGGGCAAGCGCUGUCAGGUGGAAGGCUGCUCCAAGAGCGCGGUGGGCGGCACGCUGUGCGUCUCGCACGGCGGCGGCAAGCGCUGCCAGGCCGAGGGCUGCAACAAGGGGGCGGUGCGCAACGGCGUGUGCAUUCGCCACGGCGCCAAGCGCGACCACCCGUCGGUGUCCCCAUAA
Molecule: messenger RNA, 864 nt
Organism: Phytophthora sojae
Lineage: Eukaryota; Oomycota; Peronosporomycetes; Peronosporales; Peronosporaceae
Exons: 2
Coding region: 1-864 (287 amino acids)
Source: RefSeq, a predicted model, not a curated record